UGGGCGGACGCCAUUAUUGUCUUCUAAAUAUCAGACACAAACCUUCUAAUCAUGGACCCCCGUACCAGUGCCCAAGACGUGAUGCGAUGCGACCUGUGUGAGACCGCUGUAGUACAGAUGCACUGUGAUACAUGUCUUGUCAACAUGUGUAAGGCCUGUGUGGGAGAACAUAUCUCAACAGAUGAAUCCAAGGAUCACAAAAUCGUCAAAUUUCAGUCCAGAAAAUCAACCCCCCUCUACCCUGGAUGUGCAACUCAUGAUAAAGAACGAUGUGAAAUGUACUGUAAACAAUGUGACAUUCCUGUUUGCAACACUUGCAUUGCAUCUGAUCAACAUCUUGGUCAUAAAUUUUUUACAAUUUUGCAAAUUCUGAAUGAAAAAAAGAACAAAAUAAUCAAAGAACAUACCGAAUUAAAAGAGACAAUUUAUCCCACCUACCAGGACAUUGCCUCUGAUGUACAAAACAGAAUGAGUCAGUUAGAAAAGGAAUAUGGAGAUCUCUCAACGGCCAUAACAAAACAUGGAGAGGACUGGCACAGAGAAAUUGACAAACUUGUCAAGAAACUUAAAGCUGAAGUGGAUGAAAUGAAAAAAACACAGUUACAAACUCUACAGAAACAUCUGGAUGAAAUAACCAAGACAAUGUCUGACAUCAGGGAUGAAAUUAAAGCAGUUAAUGCCACCAUAGACACUAAUGACUUGUCAAAACUGUUUGGGAAUAAAUUCAAUAUAGAGAGAUACCAAAUGCUUCCACAGAAAAUUGUGCCAUCUUUACCUAAAUUCUUGCCAGGGAAAAUUCAUGAAAAAGAACUUCAUGACAGGUUUGGAGCUUUAGAACUAAGUUCUCUUACUUCAGAUAAACAUGGGUACAGCAUGAAGACAGCACAGAAAUCACCAAAAGCUGGAUCCUCUCCUCCAGUCAAACAGCUGCUUGAUAAACCAGAGGCUGUCACCAUCAUACACACUGGGUAUAAAGACCUUUACCAUGUGGCCUGUCUAAGUGAUGAAGACAUCUGGACAAGUGGAGAUGAAAACAUCAUGAAACUCUUCAGCAUCAAUCUGGGAUCACUACUCAAGUCAAUCAGAACCAAGUCAGGGAACGAACCAUCUGACAUAGCAGUGACAAAAAGUGGAGAUCUAGUUUAUAUCGAUACCAAUGAUAGAACUGUGAACAUUGUGAAGAAUAUGAAGAUAAAGGAGGUGAUCAGACUACAGAACUGGAGACCUCGCGGUGUCUGUAGUACCUCCUCUGAUGACCUCCUGGUUAUCAUGGUCAGUGAUGAUAAAAAAACAAAAGUUGUCCAUUACUCUGGCUCCACAGAGAAACAAACCAUUCAGUUUGAUGAUAACGGUAAACCUCUCUAUUCAUCUGGUAGUUAUAUAACUGAGAACAGGAUCCUGGAUAUCUGUGUCUCUGACCGUGAAGCUGGAGAAAUAGUGGUGGUCAAUCAGGCCGGGAAACUGAGAUUCAGGUACACUGGACAUACUCCUGCUCCAAAGAACAAACCAUUCAGUCCACUAGGAAUCACCACAGACAGUCAGAGUCACAUCCUUACAGCUGAUGAUAACAAUAACUGUGUUCACAUCAUAGACCAGAAUGGACAGUUCCUCCGUUACAUAGAAUGUGGACUGAGUGGUCCAAUGGGACUAUGUUUAGAUACAAAUGACAAUCUGUUUGUUGCUCAGUGGAUAAGAAGACAAGUGAAGAAAAUCAAAUAUAUGCAGUGAUGUUAUUGUACUGUAUACCAUGGUAUAAUGUAGCAUUUUAAGGAUAAUACAAGUCAGUGCAUUCACAAAAGAAUGGUCUUACAUAUAGGUAGUCAUAUUCCUUGUUUGUCAAAGAUGAAUGUAUUCACAUGAGUUUGAUAUUAAUUUAACAUAUGUUUGAUAUCAAUAUAACAUUUUUUUUUCAAAAACUGUGUCUUAAAGUAAUCUUCUCUGAUUCAGCCUCACUAAACUUUGCUCAUAUAUAAUUUUAGAUAAGUCCAGGAAUACUACAUGUUUGUGUGUGCUAAAUCACUUGAGUUAUAACUUUUCUACAAACCUCUCCUGAAG
Molecule: messenger RNA, 2055 nt
Organism: Saccostrea cuccullata (small rock oyster)
Lineage: Eukaryota; Metazoa; Mollusca; Bivalvia; Ostreida; Ostreidae
Exons: 3
Coding region: 52-1728 (558 amino acids)
Biological process (GO): proteasome-mediated ubiquitin-dependent protein catabolic process; protein polyubiquitination; negative regulation of translation
Molecular function (GO): translation repressor activity; protein binding; zinc ion binding
Source: RefSeq, a predicted model, not a curated record